AUGAAAUGGUCCACAAACCCGACAUCAACCGAAAGUCCUCAGCCCACUCCCGAAUCGGCCUCAUUGAAGUCUCUAGUUGUCGAGUUGGGGGGUGAUGGGGUGGACGAGAUUGGUGAGAUAAAGAAGGAAAAACAUUUCCAUCACUCCUGAGCCCCUCCCUGUCCAGUGAUUUUCGGAUCUGAGGCUUGACAAAGAUCAACUGUUCAAGAUGAAAGUAAUCGGCGCCGCAGUGCUCAGCGUCCUGUUCUGCACGGUCCUGCCAGCAUCUGCAAAAGUAAAAACGGAACACAGGACAGCUUUCUUUGGCGAGGACGUCCACAUCGAUGUCCCACGUGGGAAUGGCAGCGAGGUCAUCUUUAAAUCUGCGACCAGCGAGUCCUACGACAUGCCGCUGAUCACAGCGGGGAAAGUGGUGAAUCACAACAUUUCCUAUUCCAACACUUUGGGCUACCUGGUGCUAGAGGACGUGCAGGAGCAGAACGAGGGCACGUACAUCAUCAAGGACACCAACAAUCCGAACACUGAAAGGCACUUCAAACUCAUCGUCAAGGACUGCGCCUUGGAGCAAAUUGUCAAAUACGGAGAAACCUACUACAUCCAUCUUAGCAACAUCAAAGGACCCAUCACCCUGGAGUUCAGGCCCAGUCCGUCUCAACUUAAUCAGUCAGAGACGCAGUACACAACCGAGCCUCCACCUGUGGUGCUGUACGACCAGACGGGUGUGUUGGCAGAAGAAUACAUGAAACGCCUCAGCGUGUCGGAGAAGCGUGUGGUGCUGCACUCGGUCAGGAUGACAGAUGAAGGCAGCUUUACAGUAAAAGACAGCGAGGGCAAAGUCAAGAUUCGGACCUGCCUGAAUGUCAGAGAUCACCUGUAUUUCAAGCACCUCGCUUAUGGAGACAACUUCAACAUGCAGCUCCACCUGCCCUACUCCAGCGUCAACGUCGUCUUCAAGCCCAAAUCAGACAGUCGGGGCCGAGCCAUCGUGGACGAGGGGGUUGUGGUGACGCCGAUGGACCCGCUGCUGGAGGGCAGGGUGAACGUGGAGGGUUCACAUCUCACCUUGAAGAAGGUCCAAGUGUCUGACUCGGGCGUCUUCAAUGUGACAGACCUGGCUGGGCAUCUUGUAGCUGCUGUCUACAUAGAUGUAGCCCCUUAUAAGCUGCCUCCCCUGACUCUGGCCAUCCUCGCGCUGCUGGGCCUGGUUGCCCUCAUGCUGCUGGCGUGCCUGCUGUCCUGCAUCUAUAAAGUACAUAAGAGGAACGAGAAGAACAAGAAGUUGACGCUUAUUGCUCAGCAGGCUGGCAAGAGUGACGGCGAGGCUUUCAGACAGGUGGUUCGUGAGGCUUACAGCAGGUUCACCGAGGAAUCGCUGACACAGUCGAUGUGUGAUAAACCCAUGGAGAGCACAGAGGUCACCAUCAAGGGCCUCGAGGUGUCCAAACCAGGCCGCUACCACACUCUCAACUCAGAUAACUUUUUGGAGAUGAGCGACUCCGGAGUCGAGUUCACCAGCUCUGGCCUCCCACUGGACAGCGACACAGAUGCUGCGAUGACCUACGCUUCCCACAAGCCCCUGCUGAAUGCCGCUUCCCCUCCAGCCAUCUCUGAAGGAUCGCACUCCGAGGGCUUGGAGGCCACUGUGGUCCCUGAUGGCGACCUUAGCGCUAGCCAAACCCCUGACUCUGCCUUGAGCCCCAUCUCUAAUCCUCACUCGCUCGCAGCUGCGACCCCUGAUGGAAGCCUCCGUGGUGCUGCAUCGCCGGGAACCGCCUCCAGAGGCACUGCUGAGUCAGAUACGGCCAAGUCAGAGGGAGGGGCUGAGAGUGGAGAAGGUGAGCAGAAGGAGGAAACGGCCCAGAGCACCUGAGAGGGAGUACCAGGGUGUAUUUUUUUUAAGCUCACCUGUCCCAACAUAUCCACAGUCGUCUGGCAGGAACUUAUCAUAUCUCACACCAUCAAGUCCUUCGUCACUGCAUUUGAAGCAACAUCACAGACAAACGUUAAAGCUUGGAUCCGGAUGUUUAGCCUAGCCUAGAAGAAAAUAACUAAAGCAGCAGAUGCUCAAAACGCACAAUGCAAAAUUUAAAGCUCUGAAAAAUGAAAGGUAAAAAUAGAAACCCCCGAGCUGUAUCAAAAGCAGCUCCGUGCAUCUGGAAAAUGCAUGCAUUUAAAUUAAACAUUAGAGUAGCUAUCAUAGUUCAGAUCUACAGGACAUUGCUGACAUUAGAGUAGACUGCAUGCCUGCUAAAGAAGCAUAGGCUCACAAAAGAAGCUGUGAUGACACGAAAAGGGUAAAAAACAUUCAUCACUUUUAGGGAAACGGCUGAAGGGGAUCAAAUGAUUUUGAUUCCUGUGAAAACUGGUC
Molecule: messenger RNA, 2368 nt
Organism: Pundamilia nyererei
Lineage: Eukaryota; Metazoa; Chordata; Actinopteri; Cichliformes; Cichlidae
Exons: 10
Coding region: 209-1870 (553 amino acids)
Source: RefSeq, a predicted model, not a curated record